Molecule: messenger RNA, 2511 nt
Organism: Cladocopium goreaui
Lineage: Eukaryota; Dinophyceae; Suessiales; Symbiodiniaceae
Source: the annotation of a GenBank genome assembly
AUGCUGCAAGGCACCGUUACUGGAGGCCUGCUCGCUGGGUCAGAGGCGGAUGACUGGAACCCCAGAUGGCGAGGAUCACCAAAGACCACCCAUCCACAGGAGUCAGCACCCUCUUUUUUCAUGCCGAGCCCCACAAGGGCCUUGGCUUUGGAGUCGCCCAAGCGAAUGCAGACGUCGCCCAAGCGAAUGCAGACGGCCAACACGCCAGCCAGUCGAUUUAAUAGGACCAGAGAGGUGGUUCCUGAGGAGGAGCCGAACCCCUUCAAAGUUGGUGUUCCAUUUCGAUGUGCCGUGAUGUGUCCAACAGUGAUCAUGCUGGUUGCUUUCAUUCUAGUCUUUGUACCACUGGCCUUGUUUUCACUAGAUACCCAGCGUGCGACUUUUCGGAACUACGCACACUCGGUGGCCACACAGAAGGAGCUCAUCAGCAGCAUAGUUUUAAACGCCACGCAGUGGGUACUGCUGGAAGCUUCUAAGUCGGUCGAACAGGCCGUCUUCGUUGGAAUCGUGGAGCCGCCCGAUCGCGCCGUAGACACCCUGACCGGCGCCAUUCGGAUGUCACGCAGCCGUGAUGGCUGGGAUUUCACUUCAGCACUCCAACGGCGAGGCCUUGCGCAUCGCGCCUGGGAGGAGCUGAAUAAUCAGUGGACUUGCACGCAACUGAAUAACAAUCUUUGCUCCGGACGCGCACUAAGUUUGUAUGCCGCCCUGGACGAAGAGGAGAUCAUGGGCGCAGCCUUUCGGCCCAGUUAUUGGGCCCAGACGCUGGCGAAGGAAGCUCCCUUCUUGCUGGAUGCUCCGGCGUCCAAAGGUAGGAGCACCAACCUUUCAGUGUACGAGGCUCACCCGCAACACGGUGCGCGCGGCGAAUUCUUCGUUUCGAGGCCAAUUAGGCCAACGCAGAUGCCUUUCUAUCUCACACAGGUGAAACUGGCCCAAAAGGCGAUGUUGGCAAGUGCCACUGGUAAUGUCGCUGAGAUGCGUGCAGAGGCGAAGUUGAAAAAGAUGUGGUCGCCCGUGUACAUCUUUCACCCCUGGUGGGAAGGCGAGAACGCCUCCAGUGGUGGACAACUAGCGCUCUCCUGGACGACUCCACUGGCCAUGUGUGGCAACUAUUCUUGUGUGGAUGGUGUUGUGGCUGCGGAUACGACUUUGGACCUGGUGAGUUACGAACUCGCCUUGGCAUGGUAUCGGCUGCAGAGCAACCUGCUGGGAGCCCCCUGGAGUUUCGAGCUAUCAGAACAAAACUCGAGCAUCUUUAUUGUGAAACAGAUGGCGCCAAUGUUUCCAGAGCAGGAGGGUUUGCUGAUCGGUGCUUCAGACUUCCACUCGGCUCUGGUGGAAGGGAAGUUGAUUGAUGCCUCGGACUCGCCCAGCAAGAUCGUGGCGGCCACCGCCAAGGCGGUGCUCCAACGCUUUGGAGCCUGGAAUGCCAGAGAGCUGACGAGGAGAGGGAAAGACCAGUCCUUUCACUUUUCCUUGAGAGAUGCGCAAGAGGGAAGAUGGAAGGAAUGUCAUCCACUGGUUGACACCCAGGGAACUCCGGAAGACAAGGAUUGGGAAGAGAACUGUUUCCAGGCCACAACCCAUACGAUCUUCUUGGAUGAUUCUUUGCAGUGGCUUGUAGUGGCUUCUUUACCGGCUGCAGCCUUCAGCAAAUUUUACGUUGAUGAGGCUAUGGCGGUGGAAAUGCAGGUGAAGCGUGAACAAAUGGAGGCUCACCAGAAGCAGAGGGACACUCUCAUCGAAUGUGGUUUCCUGGGCAUUCUGGCUGCUGCUAUGGUGUUGGUCAUGGGACUGGUUACAAGCGUCUUGGUCCUGCGGCCCUUGAGCAGAUUGAGUUUGCUGAUGCGCAGGCUCACGGAACUGGACUUCGCCCAUGAUUCGGUGGAGUACCGGCAGAUGCAGGACGGGCAAGCGGGACGCAUCCUGGAGAUUAACGAACUGUUGGGAGCCGCGGUGGUGCGGAUGGAAGUCUUCGCGCGCUUCGUGCCCGACUCGGUGGUGCGACGCCUCAUCAGCGGGGACCCUAAAGCCUCGCGCCUGAAUGUGCUGCGAAAGAAUGUUUCGAUCAUGUUCUCCGAUGUCCGGGACUUCACCUCGAUCUCAGAGGAGUUGAAGCAGGACGACCUCAUCCUUUUGCUCACGGUGUAUCUCUCGGUCAUGACGCGCAUCAUUGAGCCCGGGCCUCGCCGGGCCUCGCCCGGGAGGUCCUUUGAGGGCGUGGUGGGGGAGAUCUUGGGCGACGGCAUUUUGGCCUUUUGGAACACGCCUGACGACGUGUUCAGCCACCCUGCAAAAGCGUGCGCGGCAGCGCUGUCGCAGCAGCAGGCCUUGGGGCCGCUGAACGAAGAGUUCCAGAAGCUGGGCCUGCCACCUCUGGCCAUUCGCAUCGGCAUUCACACCGGGGAAGUGCUCACCGGAAACAUCGGCUGUUUGUCGGGGAAGAUGAAGUUCGGCUGCAUGGGCGAUCCGGUCAAUCUGGCCCGUGGCCUCAGUAUGCCUCAGUGA